UUAGUAAAUCGGCAAAAAUCUCAAAUGACAUCACGCCAGCGUUAUUCACUUCGCCCUUUAGUAAAUUUGCCCCUUGGAGAGGACAAUGCCCGAGGAUGACUUCAUUUUAUUACUGGAGAUAUCAAUAAGGUGUAUUUUAUGCAAGCAAAGUAAAAAGCUCCCCCCUUCUGCUGCAGAACCUCUUGGAUUGUAGAGCAAUGAACAUUUCAGCCUUAGGUUUAAAGUUCCAAAAAAGAGCUGGAAUAAGUUCAUGCGAAUCCCUGUAGGAGCUGCUGCAGAUGUGUCUCUAUCUUUUUGGCCAGUGAGAGACUCCCAUUGCCUGUAGGAGAAUAGGAGAAAGCUGCUGCUCUGGCCACAUCAGUAACCUGCUCCUUGCGUAGGGCAUUGCUUUUACAGCAGGAGCGCCGCGCUUUCCCUGUGACAGGUCUGUCUCUCCCCCUAGUGACAUGUAGCUCUGUAGAAGCCCCAGGUCUGUCUCUGCCUAUUCCCAGGUGAGGAGUCUCUCUUGUGUGAGAAGAACUUGAGGAGGAAAGGGAGGGCGUGAGACUGUCAUUGUAAGGCUUUCUCCUCCGUGCUACUCCCCUGGCUGUGUGAGAGCAGCAGCAGCAGUUCGUUCUCUGCCCAUAGGUAACACAAUGAUCAUCCAGCAGCACCAUUUGCACAUGCAGCAACAGCAGCGGCAGCAGCAGAAGCCAUCGCAGCAGGACUAGGAGCAGGGAGCGAUGCUGUUCUCGUGUUGGGAUUGACUUGGAACCCUACGGAUCGCUUCGCGCUCUCUCUUCCUCCCCCAUUCGCAUCGCCAACCCCGGGAAGCGGCGGCAGCAGCAGCAGUAGGAGAGUCAUGAAUCCGGACUUCAGGAGCUGGGUGCUGGCCACUGUCACCUUGUUGGUGGUUUUCCUGAUCCUGGCGGAUAUCUCUGAGCUGGAGGAGGAGAUCGGGAGCACUGGAGGGAGCGGCACAAUCAGAUCAGCUGUGGGAAACGUACAUAUCAAAUCUAAUAGAGUUGAACUGAUACAUAAUGACUCGUCUGCUUCAGGUUCUGCAGGCAGAAGUAAUGAAAGCAUUAAGUACAGAACCAAACCAGUCCCAUAUAUAUGGAGACACAACCAGACACUUGCAUUAAAAAUCAGAAAACAAAUACUGCACUUUCUAGAUGCAGAAAGGGACAUUUCGGUUUUGAAGGGGACCCUGAAGCCAGGGGACAUCAUUCAUUAUGUAUUCGAUCGAGACAGCACUAUGAAUAUAUCGAAAAACCUGUACGAGCUUUUACCAAGAACUUCUCCUUUGAAGAAUAAACACUUUAAGACGUGUGCCAUCGUUGGAAACUCUGGAAUUCUUCUCAACAGCGGCUGUGGGAAAGAGAUUGACUCACAUGACUUUGUUAUAAGAUGUAAUUUGGCACCUGUUGAAGAGUUUGCCAAAGAUGUUGGCACGAAGACCAAUCUAGUAACCAUGAACCCUUCAGUCGUGCAACGUGCCUUUGAGGACCUUGUCAAUGAUACAUGGAAGGAUAAAUUCUUGCAGCGUUUGAAAAGCUUGAAUGAAAGCAUCUUGUGGAUCCCCGCAUUUAUGGCCAAGGGCGGAGAGGAAAGAGUAGAGUGGGUGAAUGACCUGAUCAUCAAGCAUCAAAUUAACGUGCACACAGCCUAUCCUUCUCUACGCCUCCUACAUGCAGUUAGAGGGUACUGGCUGACUAAUAAAGUGCAUAUAAAAAGACCAACAACUGGCAUCUUAAUGUACACUCUGGCGACCCGCUUCUGCAACAGGAUCUACUUGUAUGGGUUUUGGCCGUUCCCCCGAGAUCUCCACCAGAACCCUGUAAAAUAUCAUUACUAUGACAGUCUUAAAUACGGAUACACAUCUCAAGCAGGUCCACAUGCAAUGCCCUUGGAAUUUAAAGCACUUAAAAAUCUUCAUCUUCAGGGGGCUUUAAAACUUAAUGUUGGCGAAUGUGGAGCCGCAACAUAGCACUUUACUCAACGCAUUUCCUGCAACACAAAGAACCAGUCGGACAACUAUAGGAGGAAAAUAGUAACACAGUUAUUGUCCACAUGUAAAAGCGUUAUGAUGACGGAAUUGCAGAUCCAAAGUAAGAAAACAAAGGCCUUGUCAUGGAAAUGCUACAACUGGUAAACUUCAGUGAA
Molecule: messenger RNA, 2145 nt
Organism: Xenopus laevis (African clawed frog)
Lineage: Eukaryota; Metazoa; Chordata; Amphibia; Anura; Pipidae
Gene: st8sia2.S
Product: ST8 alpha-N-acetyl-neuraminide alpha-2,8-sialyltransferase 2 S homeolog
Exons: 6
Coding region: 842-1969 (375 amino acids)
Biological process (GO): oligosaccharide metabolic process; glycoprotein biosynthetic process; N-glycan processing
Cellular component (GO): Golgi membrane
Molecular function (GO): sialyltransferase activity; alpha-N-acetylneuraminate alpha-2,8-sialyltransferase activity
Source: RefSeq, a predicted model, not a curated record